AUGGCGCCAUUGACGACAGAAGAAGAGGUGGAGAUAGUAGCCCCACUCUGGGACGUCCAGCCCGCCGUCGUCAGCACCAAGAAGCAGCAGCGACAGCAAAACGCACCACCAGCCGACAUCUACGCCAACGAAGACAAACAUUUCGACACAGAAGAGUACGAGUAUGAUAUAUCGUCCCUAGCUCUUAGUUUUGUUCCUUUGCCUUUUACCUCUGGCGGCGGCGGCAGUGGUUGCUAUACGGCUGCGUAUUACCGCACCAUGGAUGCGCCCGAGGCACGCCGGUUUUCGACGAGUACGGCGGAGCGCGUGGGGUUGCUCAAGUCGUCGGCAGCCAAGAACCACAGCCAGUAUGGGGCUGUGAUGGCUGAUCCGGCGGAAAUUGAGAGUUUACUGGGAGGAGGAGGAGAGGGUGAUGAGGAAGAGCUGGGAACCACGACUGCAGGGCAGGAAGCUAGGUUGUUGCUCAAGUAUAGUGUUCCGCUCAUGGGCACGUAUUUGUUGCAGUAUUCGUUUAGUUUGGUUACGAUUUUUGUUGUGGGGCAUAUUGGAACGGAUGAAUUGGGUGCAGUAUCUCUUGCAACCAUGACGGCAAACAUCACUGGUCUAGCAAUCUACGAAGGUCUGGCUACAUCGCUGGAUACGCUGUGUGCACAGGCGUACGGCUCGGGCAAGAAGACAAUGGUGGGUUUACAUCUUCAGCGUAUGGUACUUUUCAUGCUGGCUGUUACCAUUCCGAUUGGUGCGGUCUGGCUUUGCUCAGGCUGGAUCCUCGCAGCGCUCGUUCCGGAAAAAGAACUUGCGCAUCUCGCUGGUUACUACCUCUCGUUGCUCCUGGCUGGUGCACCUGGGUACGCUAUUUUUGAAGCUGGGAAACGAUUCACACAGGCUCAGGGGCUGUUCAAUGCUUCGUUGUUUGUGCUGCUCAUCGCAACGCCGGUCAAUAUUGCACUCAACUACGUUUUCGUGUUUGUGCUUAAUUGGGAUCUUACGGGUGCGGCGCUCGCGACGGUUAUAUCGAAUAACCUGCUUCCACUGCUCCUAUGGAUUUACGUCUACUUUGUCAAUCCCGCGUCGUUGGAGUGCUGGGGUGGUUUCACGAAAGCGGCUUUUACGAACUGGGGGCCUAUGGCUAGGCUUACGGUGCCGGGGAUUGUCAUGGUGGAGACAGAGUGGCUUGCUUUUGACAUCCUAACCUUCUCAACAAGCUACCUCUCCACCACCCACCUAGCUGCACAAUCAAUCGUAAUGACCCUAGCAAUAAGCAUCUACCACAUCCCCUUCUCUGUCGGCGUAGCCGUCUCUACACGCUUGGGAAACCUGAUCGGCUCCGGCUCCCUCGCUGCCGCACGCACAGCCACAAAAACCUACAUCACAACCUUCCUCGCCAUCGGCCUCUUCGACUUCAUCUUCCUCACCCUUUUCCGCAACAUCCUGCCGCGCGCCUUCACGUCCGACCCGCAAGUCGUCGACAUCGUCGCCACCGUGCUGCCGCUACUCGCCGCUUUCCAGUUUGCAGAUUCCACCACGGCGCUUGUGAAUGCGCUGUUGAGGGGGCUGGGCAAACAGAGUAUUGGCGGCUGGUGCAAUUUGGGUGUUUAUUAUGGGGUUGCGGUUCCGUUGGCUUUGGCGCUGUGCUUUUGGCUGGAUUGGAAACUCGUGGGGCUGUGGGCCGGGUGUGCGGUAGGGAGUGCGUGUAUUACGGUUACUGAAGGGGUGUAUAUCUGGUGGUAUGAUUGGGAUAGGGCGGUUUUGGAUGCGAGGGCGAGGGAGGAAUGA
Pyrenophora tritici-repentis Pt-1C-BFP is the source of this 1776-nucleotide messenger RNA. RefSeq lists its product as uncharacterized. Gene Ontology annotation, molecular function: xenobiotic transmembrane transporter activity; antiporter activity. Gene Ontology annotation, biological process: xenobiotic detoxification by transmembrane export across the plasma membrane. Gene Ontology annotation, cellular component: membrane. Lineage: Eukaryota; Fungi; Ascomycota; Dothideomycetes; Pleosporales; Pleosporaceae. The record is from RefSeq and is a predicted model, not a curated record.